GAUAUGCUCGACUUAACAUUUGGAUUCAAGGCCUUGGGAGCAUUGGUUGCUCUUGUGAUGGCGGGCGGUUUGCUCCGCGUCAAGAUACAAUCAAGGUCACGCUUGCCUCUUCCCCCUGGACCCCCUGGACAUUGGCUAUUGGGAAACGCUUUCCCAAAAGAAAAGCAAUCUCAACAAUUUGCUGAAUGGAUUAAUACCUAUGGACCAAUCAUCUCGCUCCGGAUUGGGCCCAAGGUCAUGAUCAUCAUUGGUAGACAUCAGGAAUCCGUUGACAUCAUGGAAAAAGAAGGUGGUCUGCUAGCGGACCGUCCUCGUGCAGUUGCAGCGGGAGAGAUUCUGUCUGCCGGUUUACGUAUGAUCCUUGCACCCGCAGGAGAGCAGUUCCGGAGACUUCGCAAGGCCGCACACACUCACCUUCAAGCAAAGGCCGCAGAAUCUUAUGCGCCCAUUCAGAUGAACGCUGUCCGUGAUGUCAUCUCUGACAUUCUUGAUAACCCUAAAGAACACCAAGCGGCCGUGAAUCGCUAUGCCGCUUCAGUCGUCUUACGUGUCAUGUAUGGAAAGUCCACGCCCACCGCCGUAGAUGCUCCUGAGAUCAUUAUCAUCCACAAGAUGCUUAAGCGCUUCCAGAAUCUCAUGAGACCUGGUGCGUUAUUAGUAGAACGCUUCCCGAUAAUCAGAUACCUCCCGGGAUAUACAACCGAGUUGGAGGAAUGGAGAAGGGAAGAGAGUCAGCUCUUCCACGAUCAACUUAAUCGUGUUUCGAAGGAAUUGGCGUCCGGCAAAGCUGGACCCUCAUUUUCUCGGUACCUUCUCGAGAAUCAGUCUUCGCACAAGCUUUCAGACGAGGAAAUGGCUUAUCUCGCUGGUUCGCUCUUUGGCGCUGGUUCAGACACGACCGCUGUCGCAAUUAUGGUUGUCAUCAUGGCUGCUGCAUGCUAUCCCAAGGCGCAGGAGAAAGUGCAAGAGGAACUCGACACCGUCGUAGGUCGUGACAGGGCUCCCACGUUGGACGACUACGGCUCCCUUCCCCAGGUUGAGGCGUUCAUGCUUGAGUGUCUUCGUUGGAGGCCCGUGACAACUCUUGGAUUCGCCCACCGUGCCCUGACCGAUAUCCCAUACCAGAAAGACAUUUGCAUACCAAAAGGCGCUAUCGUCUUUGGCAACCACUGGGCUAUCUCGCGCGACCCGAACGUCUAUCCCAACCCUGACAAGUUUGAUCCUGAGAGAUGGCUCGACAGCGAGGGCAAAAUCCGAGAAGACCUCAAGUUCCCUUCGUACGGUUUUGGACGCAGAAUCUGCCCCGGGCGACACAUCGCGAAUCGCUCGAUUUUCAUCAACCUCGUGCUCCUCUUCUGGUCGUUCAAGAUCACGGAGGACCCAGAGAACCCUAUUGACCAAUCAGGCUUUGUGGAUGGCGUGAUUGCGCACCCAAAACGCUUCGCUGCGCGCUUCGAGCCACGGUUUGGAGACGAGGCGUCGUUGAGGGCUGUGAUGGCCAAGUAUGGAGAGGGGUUGUAGGAUCUUGGUCGUGAAGUAGUGAUGUAUGUAUAUAUAGCUUGGGAUGCGGUAAUAUUUUCGUGCUGAGCACUGAUAUUUUGGCACAUGUGUCCUACGGCGUAAAGGACAUUUAAGACAUUCUUUUUAGUGUCUGAAAUAGAUGUUACAUGGUUUCC
Molecule: messenger RNA, 1676 nt
Organism: Suillus discolor
Lineage: Eukaryota; Fungi; Basidiomycota; Agaricomycetes; Boletales; Suillaceae
Product: cytochrome P450
Exons: 10
Coding region: 4-1521 (505 amino acids)
Molecular function (GO): heme binding; oxidoreductase activity, acting on paired donors, with incorporation or reduction of molecular oxygen; monooxygenase activity
Source: RefSeq, a predicted model, not a curated record